Molecule: messenger RNA, 1072 nt
Organism: Acomys russatus (golden spiny mouse)
Lineage: Eukaryota; Metazoa; Chordata; Mammalia; Rodentia; Muridae
Gene: Gpatch11
Product: G-patch domain containing 11
Exons: 8
Coding region: 1-894 (297 amino acids)
Cellular component (GO): kinetochore
Molecular function (GO): nucleic acid binding
Source: RefSeq, a predicted model, not a curated record
AUGGCAGAGGAAGAGGACUACAUGUCAGAUUCCUUCAUUAAUAUUCACAGCGGUGACGAAGAUGAUCCCGGCUCAAGCUUGAAAUCGUGGCUCGUGUCCAGGGAGUACUUUGCAAGCGGGAGGAAACUCCCUGCACUCAAUCUACUGUUUCCUCCAUUUUCCAGAGAGGAUGUCAGACCAGGCGUGCCAAUGCUGAGGCAGAUCCGGGAAGCUCGUCGAAAAGAAGAAAAGCAACAGGAAGCUAAUCUGAAAAACAGGCAGAAGAGCGUGAAAGAAGAAGAACGUGAAAGACGUGACAUCGGGCUGAAGAAUGCUCUGGGCUGUGAAAACAAAGGAUUCGCUCUGCUCCAGAAGAUGGGCUACAAAAGUGGGCAGGCUCUGGGCAGGAGUGGAGAUGGUAUAGUUGAACCAAUUCCUCUCAAUGUCAAAACAGGAAAAAGUGGCCUAGGUCACGAGUCAUUAUUAAAGCGGAAAGCAGAGGAAAGGCUAGAAAACUACAGGAGAAAAAUCCACAUGAAAAACCAAGAUGAAGAAAAGGCUGCCGAGCAGUUUCGGACGCGGCUGAAAAAUAAGCAAGAUGAAAUGAAGCUGCAAGGGGACCUGAGAAGAAGCCAGCGAGCUUGCCAGCAGCUGGAUACCCAGAAGAAUAUCCAGGUUCCCAGGGAGGCAUGGUACUGGAUAAGGCCUGAAGAGGAGACUGAGGAGGAGGAAGAGGAAGAACAGGAUGAAGACGAAUACACGAGUGAAGACCUGAGUGUGCUAGAAAAACUGCAGAUCCUCACUGGCUACUUACGAGAAGAGCAUCUGUAUUGCAUUUGGUGUGGGACAGCCUACGAAGAUAAAGAAGACCUAUCUUCAAAUUGCCCGGGACCAACAUCUGCGGAUCAUGACUGAGAUUAUUCCCAAUAAAGUAAAACUGUGUAUGUGGAAAGAAGGACUUUAUAUAGCACUUUAUUUUAGAAAUAUGUCCUACUUUGGAAUAAAUUGCUCAGUGACUGGGAAAUAACUACUGUUACUUCAACGUACAAGUGUAGACAUGGACAAUUUGAUUCCUGCUGGUAUUGUGCUUGUA